AUGGCUGUUUUCUUCGUUUCCGGAUCCAAGAAUUAUUACGAACUUGCAGAAAGAAAUUUGGCAUUCGUGGACACUGAUUUGAGACCCUACGAAAAGGAGGACGAGAUCAUGGUGGCAGUUCCCCGGGAGGCAAUGUUGACUAUUGACUGCAUCCCUCCGUCUUUUGUCAACAAAUUCUUAAAUGGCAUCUCGGUCCAUGGGCUCAUUGCUGCAUUCCUCACGCAUGGUGACCCUGAGCUCCUGAAGAAGUAUGACCUUUGGCGAGCUGUAUGGCCUAGUCGUCAAGACUUUGAGGAGGGAAUGCCCAUCCUAUGGCCAGAGAGACUCCGAGUGUCAAAUUCCAAGUUCCAGAGCAAUUCAUCAAACCCGAUAGCUUUGCCCCCUUCAGCUUCAGGGCUGUGGAAUUCCAUCCGGAAGAAGCCCGUCGAGCACGAGUAUGAAACCAAGCACCAGAAUCUCCUCGCGCAACAAGAGAAGAGACUGCAGGAUGCCUGGAGAAGCGUUACUGCUGUCUUUCCGGAUACCGACUGGGAGACAUACUCGUAUUACUGGCUGAUUGUGAACACGAGAAGUUUCUACUACCUCAUGCCAGGAGAAGAACCGCCGGAAGACUCAAAUGAUGCAAUGGCAUUGGUGCCGUUUGCAGACUACUUCAACCAUACGGAUGAUGCAGUCAGUAAUGACUCUUAA
Rasamsonia emersonii CBS 393.64 is the source of this 690-nucleotide messenger RNA. RefSeq lists its product as uncharacterized. The transcript is spliced from 2 exons. The record is from RefSeq and is a predicted model, not a curated record. Gene Ontology annotation, molecular function: protein-lysine N-methyltransferase activity. Lineage: Eukaryota; Fungi; Ascomycota; Eurotiomycetes; Eurotiales; Trichocomaceae. Gene Ontology annotation, biological process: peptidyl-lysine monomethylation. The coding region runs from base 1 to 690 and encodes 229 amino acids.